This is a messenger RNA of Pelobates cultripes (western spadefoot toad), 890 nucleotides long. The record is from the annotation of a GenBank genome assembly. Lineage: Eukaryota; Metazoa; Chordata; Amphibia; Anura; Pelobatidae.
CUUUGGACCGGUGGGGGUCAUCCCGGUACCAAUUAGCAGACAGGCAGCUAAGUACACCUCAACAGUAAAUAACGUCUCCCCAUACCGGAGCCGCAACCAAAAUGGCCACCACGACGGAGAAAUGCACUGCAACAGACUGGGAGACCAGCUUUAAUGCCAAAUUCGACAGGGUGUGCGCAGCGUUCUGGCACCGGAUUGAAGCCCGUACUCAGCAGGCGCAGCCACCCACAACUCAGACUAUAAAGCUCCAACCGGCAACAUUCCCAAAAAACUGCUUUAGUGAGCUGACAAACCCAGCCACACACAUGGCCCACGCCGCGGCCUCAACCGCACUGACCUCUUCUGGGCCGGGUACUCACCUGGAGGUACCCCUCCCCCGCCAGCCACACACCCAGGGUAGAAACCGGACACCGGAACACCCCUGGGACCAGGACCCCCAAAUCGGGACCUGCGGCAAGAAGGCGCGAGUCCCCGUCAAGGCCUCAGGCCGAGGACAUGCGGCACACAGACUGCGCAAGCCAGUGCUAAGCUGGACACAACAACCGACAAGAACACCCAAACGACCACCUAAACUGGAGAGACAAUCUGGAGAAACACAGGAGACUCCCACUUACAAAAGGAGCAGAAAAAGGCGCACAUCACGACCCGAGCCACAAACCCCCCGCACACGCAGCAGCCGAGAGGCUCAACCCAAGCAGCCGAGGACGGCACAAUGCCCUCCAGUAAAGGGGGCCCAAACUCCUCUACACACCACUCACCGAACCUCGCUGUCAUGGAACUGUGGGCCCAAUAACGGGAACCUCGGACUGGAGGAUCUCUUACGCAAAGCCAGCGACCUACACGCAACCCCAAAGGUCCCACAGAACAGGUGUAGGCUGACUACGGACUGA